This is a messenger RNA of Gasterosteus aculeatus aculeatus (three-spined stickleback), 2097 nucleotides long. NCBI's taxonomy places the organism in Eukaryota, Metazoa, Chordata, Actinopteri, Perciformes, Gasterosteidae. The record is from RefSeq and is a predicted model, not a curated record.
AAAGUUCACGCAGAGGCUUACUGCGCAUGCGUCUAAAAUGGUGGCAUUACCCCCAACAACUCGGGAAGUUGUGAGAUUAUCAUCAUAAUUUUAUCAAGCAAAAUGGGUUGUUGACUCUGGGACUUGUGAAAACGUUACACAGAGAGAAUAUCCUACUAAAACAGAAGCGGCAUCAUGACAGCUAACGAGGAUCAAGAGAUGGAGCUGGAGGCUCUUCGCUCCAUCUAUGAGGGGGAUGAGUGUUUCAAGGAAAUCAGUUCGGUGUCCUUUCAGUUUAGGAUAGGAGCGCUUGAAGACAAAAAUGCGUUCAUCCUGGACCUCACCUGGCCUGAGAUGUACCCUGAGACGGCCCCGCAAAUCUCCUUGGAUGCUUUUUUCAACAACAGAAUCUCUGCAGAGACAAAGCAGCUGAUCCUGUCAAAGCUGGAGGAGCAAGUGGAGGCCAACCUGGGCACCGCCAUGAUGUAUACACUGUUUGAGUGGGCCAAGGAGAACCAGGAGUCCCUCAUGGAGAACCACAAGCCUGUAGUCACCGCUGUGACAUCCAGCAGCGACGCGACGUCUGCCACAUCAACAGCCAAGAAGAGGGAAAAGAAGGAGCACCUGACUAAAUCUCAGAAGAGGAAGAUUAUCAGCAAAACAGAUAACAAAGGAGAAUUGCCAAGAGGUUGGAACUGGAUUGAUGUUAUCAAAGAUGAUCCUCCAGCAUCUGAGCAGAACGGGAGGAAAAGACGAUGAAUAGGCCCGAGAGCAGCUGUCUGGUGCUGCUUUAUACUAGGAAGCCUAGUGAAGACUGAACUCAGAGCAACCUGGUCUGCUCCUGCAAGACGCUUUCCCAUCGUUCAUCUUCAACAUUUAACACUCAACAUGGUUGCCGUCCCCUUGAGAAGCAAAGCAGGCUGUGUCAAGGUGGACUUCAGGACUCUCUCUCUCUCACAUACACACACACAUACAGUUCCAGCCACACUUAAUGUGUUCGUGGGAUGCAGCCAGGUGAAGAGGAACACAUCAUCGGCUUUUGUUGCGCACACAGCGCUUGGAUAUUCUGCUCACUCCAUCAGUCUCAAAUGAGGCCCUGGCAUGUCAAGCACGUCAGCUAAAUAGCUGUGGUUUAAACGAAUAUGUCAAAGUGCAAAGAAAUUGUUAACGGCAGGUAAACUUUUUUUGGACAAAUGUUUUCUUUCCUGAUUACAGUUUUAUUUGGAAAAUGUAAUUUAUAUAUGUAUGGAUAUAUAUAUAUAUAUAUAAAUAUACAAAUGAAAAGCUAAUUGGUCUAAUUUUUGUCUGAUCAUUUAAUUUACAUGGAGGAGAAUGGGAUUAAUUGAGUAGUGCAGCGGCAGGUUAGUAUUUAAGCCUCCCUUUUGUUUUUAGAGUUACAAACUUUGCUCUCCAGUCGUGAAAGCUCUCGGCAAAACUCACUUGUACUUACUUUAUCCUCAGGUAAAAUCCAUCUAGACAAACAGCUCUGGAACCAUGUACUAUUCAUCCAAUCCGUUUGGAAGUGAUGAGAAACAGGUAGGCACAGAAUUUAGGUACAAUAGAAGGUUUAGAGGAAUAGAAUAGACAUGUUGUUGGUCUUUUAUUUUCAAAGCUUAUUAAAUUGGACGCCACUGAGGUAAAUCGAUAAAAUAUUGUUUGGAGAGCACAAUAAUUGGUAGCUGAACAUAACUGCUGGAAUACACUACGUGUUGAUGUGAUGCUGACCACAGCUUAAAGAAUAAUUUAAAAUCCUAAGCAUAACUGCUGACCAAAGUGUAUAUGUGUGUAUAUAACAAUAACCAAUAUUGUAAAUAACCAAUAUUAUUCUGCAUCAAGGUAAAUGUGUGUGGCUGAAAAAUGGCUAUGUAUGUCUAUGCAAUAAGGAACAUGUAAUUGAGGCAGGAGACAGUUUCCUUGUUACACUGUCGUAAUUAUUAUUUGCGUUUAAGUUUAUCCCAUUUAAAAAAAAAAAUCUGAAUGUGUUACUGCACGCUGUGCCUUUAACUCUCUGGAGCUUUGCCAAUAUCUCUCUUUAGUGGUUGUGUGAUGGUAUGUGGACCAAUAACAAGCUUGUUGCACAGAAGAAUAAAGUAAGGAUUUGAUCCUUUUCACAGUAAA